AUGGCACGACGCAGCGCAACGACGGCAGCGGCCGGUUCGACAACGGCGACGACCAGCGCAGCCACGACUUUGACAUCGACAACGACGACGACGACAACUACGACGAGUACGGCCACCACGACAACGCCCAAGGCUAACAGCGGGCCGUCGUCAGCGUCUUCAGCGACGACGUGGAAUGCCGUGCUCGCCAAUGUGGUCAACUACUACCAAAAGGACACGCCGCAGCGGACGAAAAUGCUGGAUGCCUUUUUGGCCUUCCUCGUCGUCGUGGGCGGGCUGCAGUUUGUGUACUGCGUCCUGGCGGGCAACUACCCCUUUAACGCCUUCCUGUCCGGCUUCUCCUCGACGGUCGGCCAGUUUGUCCUGACCGUGUCGCUGCGCAUCCAGACAACAGAGGCCAACAAGACGGACUUCCCGUCUGUGUCUCCGGAGAGAGCUUUUGCGGACUACAUUGUGUGCAGCCUGAUACUGCACUUUUUCUGCGUCAACUUUAUCAACUAA
Grosmannia clavigera kw1407 is the source of this 501-nucleotide messenger RNA. RefSeq names its product oligosaccharyl transferase subunit. The record is from RefSeq and is a predicted model, not a curated record. Gene Ontology annotation, cellular component: oligosaccharyltransferase complex; membrane. Lineage: Eukaryota; Fungi; Ascomycota; Sordariomycetes; Ophiostomatales; Ophiostomataceae. The coding region runs from base 1 to 501 and encodes 166 amino acids. Gene Ontology annotation, biological process: protein N-linked glycosylation. The transcript is spliced from 4 exons.